GUAGGUCCUCCCUCUCCGGAGACAGAUCAGACCGCGCGCGAGCAAGGACAGCCGGUCGCCACUCGCCACUGCUUUGAGAAGAAAAAGAAGGGCCGGUGGUUCUAUCUUAACCCGUGUGAAGCGUGAUCCUCUUCCUCUUCCUGCCUGCAUCCCUAUAAAGAAGUCCCACACACCAUCCAACUCCAAGGCCGGCCGUGACUGCAACUGCAAUACAUCAUCUAGACUAGAUCUCUCUUUUUCUUGGGCGUAUAUAUUCCUACAUAAGUACGCUCUGAUCUUCUUCCAGCUCGCUCGCUCGCUCGCUCGAUCGAUCGAUCGCGCGCGCCUGUAGAUAAAUUUAUAUAUCUAUACACGUCAUGGGGCCUCAGCAAGGCCGGCGGUCGAACGGCGGCGCGGCGGCGCGGAGCAAGCAGGAGGAGGAGGGGGGCGCGAAGGUGGUGCGGUACCGCGAGUGCCAGCGCAACCACGCGGCGUCCCUGGGCGGGCACGCGGUGGACGGGUGCCGCGAGUUCAUGGCGGCGGGCGCGGACGGCACGGCGGCGGCGCUCGCGUGCGCCGCCUGCGGGUGCCACCGCAGCUUCCACAGGCGCGAGGUGGAGCAGCCCGCCGCCGACUGCGACUGCGACUGCUCCUCCACCACCUCCGGCGCCUGAAGUGAACUCAUCUACGGUGUGAAUCGCCUCGCCGGCGGCUGCUGGCCGGCCACGCCGCUUGAGUGAGCUGCUCCUGCUAGCAGGUGGGUGGGGUGGGUGGGUGCAUGCAUGGGGUGGGACCGACGAUCAUGGGGGCAGGGCAGGGCAUUCAUCAAACGGUGUGAUUAGACCGGUAUAGUCGAUCGUAGGUGCAUUAUAUUCAUCAACCAUUACCAUAUAUGGACCGGUGGGUUUUUUUUUUACUUCCUCCUCUGCAGCUCUCUGCUCUAUUUUUCUUCUUUCUCUCCUCUCCAUUUGUUCUUGGAUAUGGUUUUCAGUGAAGAAUUCUGUUGUGCGAAGCAUGUGACAUAAUCGUCCGUAUAUAUGUAUACAUAUAUAUAUGGUGCUUGUACGUGCCUGUGCUGCUAGGCUGCUAGCUGUGUGUGUGCGUGUGUAUAAAGUCCAGCGGUGUUUCCAUGUUACUUUCCUGUAUAUAUAUAUAUAUAAAAUGAACAUGAAUCUCUCGCAUAUGCAUACUCUUAAAUUUA
Zea mays is the source of this 1180-nucleotide messenger RNA. RefSeq names its product mini zinc finger protein 1-like. Gene Ontology annotation, cellular component: nucleus. Lineage: Eukaryota; Viridiplantae; Streptophyta; Magnoliopsida; Poales; Poaceae. The transcript has a single exon. The record is from RefSeq and is a predicted model, not a curated record. Gene Ontology annotation, biological process: regulation of DNA-templated transcription; regulation of developmental process. The coding region runs from base 357 to 653 and encodes 98 amino acids. Gene Ontology annotation, molecular function: DNA-binding transcription factor activity; transcription cis-regulatory region binding.